AUGAAGCGCAAAAGAGCUGAGAAAGAUGCGGCUGCAUCAACACCGACAAAGAAGACCCGAGCAGAUAUACCUGGCGACGACCUCGAGGACGAAAUCGCUGUAGCAGCAACAACACCGUCGAAGCGGACGCCUAGCAAGCCGUCGCUCAUUCGCGAUUUACACCAAGCCAGGACCAAUGGCGCAACGAACGGCUUCACCAAUGGAGAUCUUACACCGAGGACACAGCGGAAAGUGCUCUUCUCAACGCCGACCAAGCAGCGGGAAGAUGAACCGGUGGAUGGCACACCGACAAACGCAAGGAAUCCGAUAAUUCGCAACGCAGACAGGUCCGCUAGACGCAAAAGCGCGGGGCGGCUGAUUGAGCGGACAAUAUCUGGCGACCAAAGCGACGAAGAUGUGGACGAGGAGGACACAUUGGCACGGCAGAUUUGGGAUGAGGACGAGGAAGAAGCAGAGGAAGAUAUUCUUGGGGAGGUGGAUGAAGAGGCAAUACCCGAGACGCCCUCAAAACGUGGCCGUGGACGUCCCAAAGGCAGGCAACGCAAGCGCUCGCCAACACCGCCUACCAAUCUCCCACCGCACGAGUUGUACUUCUACCAGAACCGACCGGGAGGUACGAAGACCUCGAACAAUACGCUUCCAUCGCACUCGCUCCUCAAUCAUGAAGAGUACUUCGUGCAGCUGCAAUCCUACAAAGACCCUCACGCCGACUGCCUCGACUUCCUUCACUCCGUCCACACACGCUCCUUCAACCAGUGGUCGUUCGAGCUGCGCAAUAACUUUAACAUCUGCCUCUACGGCUACGGCUCCAAGCGACAGCUAGUACAAGACUUUGCCUCGCACCUACACUCCACCCUAUCCGACCCACCCACCACCAUUAUCGUAAACGGCUACAUCCCCACCAUCACACCUCGCGACAUCCUCACCACGAUCGCAACCGCCCUCCUUCCCAAGAACGCCAAACUCCCCGCCCAACCCCCCGCGCUCCUUCAACUCAUCCUCUCAACUCUCACCUCCGAACCCCCCUCCCAGCCCCUCCUCCUCAUCAUCAACUCCCUCGACGCGCCCUCCCUCCGACGGCAGUCCACUCAAUCCCUCCUCGCGCAACUCGCCGCACACCCCUCCAUCUCCCUCCUUGCAACAACCGACACGCCCACCUUCCCCCUCCUCUGGGAUCUCUCCCUGCGCCAGCAGUUUAGAUUUCUGUUCCACGAUUGCACGACCUUCGUUUCCUUCUCCGGCGUCGAGAUCGACGUGGUCGAGAGCGUGAACGAGUUGCUUGGACGCAGUGGACGGCGGAUCGGGGGACGAGAUGGGGUCGGGUACGUUCUGCGGAGUCUGCCGGAGAACGCGAGGGGAGUGUUUAGGAUACUGGUGGGGGAGCAACUCGCUGCUGCGGCUGCGGAUGAGGGGCUGGGUGAUGAGGAAGGGGAAAUGAGUCCGCAGACGGAGAGGAGGGUUGGGAAGGCGGGGAAGCAGAGGGAGGCGGCGGCGGAGCAGGGCGUGGAGUAUAGGGUGCUGUAUCAUAAGGCGGUGGAGGAGUUUUUGUGCAGUAGUGAGAUGGUGUUCAGGACGCUGCUGAAAGAGUUUCAUGAUCAUCAGAUGGUGGAGUCGAGGAAGGAUGCGUUGGGCACGGAAACGCUGUGGGUGCCGUUUCGGAGGGAGGAGUUGGAGGGGUUGCUUGAGGAGUUGAUUGUAUAA
Coniosporium apollinis CBS 100218 is the source of this 1701-nucleotide messenger RNA. RefSeq lists its product as uncharacterized. The transcript has a single exon. The coding region runs from base 1 to 1701 and encodes 566 amino acids. NCBI's taxonomy places the organism in Eukaryota, Fungi, Ascomycota, Dothideomycetes. Gene Ontology annotation, biological process: DNA replication. The record is from RefSeq and is a predicted model, not a curated record. Gene Ontology annotation, cellular component: nucleus; nuclear origin of replication recognition complex. Gene Ontology annotation, molecular function: DNA replication origin binding.